Messenger RNA from Osmerus eperlanus (European smelt), 1671 nucleotides. Its product is annotated as phospholipid scramblase 1-like. The transcript is spliced from 6 exons. NCBI's taxonomy places the organism in Eukaryota, Metazoa, Chordata, Actinopteri, Osmeriformes, Osmeridae. Bases 16 to 888 code for a protein of 290 amino acids. Gene Ontology annotation, molecular function: phospholipid scramblase activity. Gene Ontology annotation, biological process: plasma membrane phospholipid scrambling. The record is from RefSeq and is a predicted model, not a curated record. Gene Ontology annotation, cellular component: plasma membrane.
CCAGGCAGUUACUCCAUGAGCCCCUACCAUGUGCCACAGGGAGGUUAUGGUGAUCUAAGCCAUGCCCCCCCACCUGCAGGCGUCAACAUUGGUAACCAGCCCCAACCACAGCCUGAGAAGCUGCCAGGACCAGCAGGCCACGGUCCCAUGCCAGAUUACGGAGGUCCAAAGGUGGGUGCCCCUGGAGGCAUCUCCCCUGCCCCAGCUCUGGCUCCAGCUCCAGCAUCCGUUCCUGUUGGUGUGCCACCUGGGCUGGAGUACCUAACCCAGGUUGACCAGAUCCUUAUACACCAAAAGGUCGAGCUUCUGGAGGUAGUCCUUGGUUUUGAGACCAACAACCAGUACGAGAUCAAGAACACCCUGGGCCAGCAGAUUUACAAGGCCAAGGAGACAAACGACUGCUGCACCAGGAACUGCUGUGGCUCCAUACGCAGCUUCGACAUGAAGAUCAAAGACAACAUGGGCCGAGAGGUCAUCCGCCUUAUACGGCCCCUCCGCUGCAAUUCAUGCCUCUGCCCAUGCUGCCUGCAAGAGCUUGAGGUGCAGGCUCCACCGGGCAUCACUGUAGGCUAUGUGUCACAGGUCUGGCACCCUUGGACUCCAAAGUUAACCAUUCAAGGGGCCAACCAAGAGACACUGAUGACAUUGGAGGGGCCCUGCUUCGCCUUCAACUGCUGUGGCGAAGUCAACUUUGAGUUGUGGGGGAAAGAUGGGGAAGAGCCAAUUGGUCGAAUCAGCAAGCAGUGGAGCGGUCUUCUUAAGGAGACCUUGACCGACACAGCUAACUUUGGUAUCCAGUUCCCCCUCGAUAUGGAUGUGAAGAUGAAAGCCGUGCUCAUGGGCACCUGCUUUCUCAUUGAUUUUAUGUACUUUGAGAGGUCGUCGUAAUACGUUUUUCUCAUAACAUGGGCACGUAGAAAAGAAGAGAGAGAAAGAAAGUCAAUUCAAUCUGUUAUUCUUUGUCUGUAUCAAGGCCAUUUUUUCAGGAUAAAAUCCUGCCUGUUUCCAAAGCAUUUUGUAAUCUGCCGUAUUGACAGUCCUGGAGUUUUUCUUUAUUUAUACAAAACUGGAUUAUUUAUCUGAUGAUGAGCUGCAGUUUAGCCCAAUGCAGACAAGUAUCCCGUCCAAUCAUUGCAUUCUGUCGAAAUGCCGUCCAGUCAUUAGUGUUGGUCCAAACUUAAUGAUUGGACAUGUUUAUUACAUCCUGCGGAUGGGAUCCAGGAUGUGAAGUUUAUUCCAACGCAAUAUGUAUAUUGGUUUUCUGUUAAAUAGUCUUGCCCCAGCAUUGCCAUCAAAUUUUAGCCAUAUUUUACCUCACCAAAUACUUAGUCCUAUAAUUACUCUAAGCUAUUCCACCUCAAAGCUGACUUGUUACCGGUAACUUGAACAUUAACAUUUAGAAGAUGGUAUGUAAAACAAAUGUUGGAGUGCUAGACAUUGUUAAAAGACAGCUUAAAACCUACCUUUUUAGCGAAGCAUUUAAGUAAUUUUAUCUCAGAAGGGUUUUACUACUUUUAUUAGUUAUAUUAUUGUUUUUAUAGAUUUUCUAUUUUAAUUAUUACUUUUAUCACUUGUAUUAUUGUUUUUAUUGAUUUUAUGUAAAGCACCUUGAGCUACAAUUCUUGUAUGAAAUGUGCUAUAUAAAUAAAGUCUUACUUACUACUUCAAAAA